AUGCUCUUGACUUUAAAGAAAAUUCUUCAAUUUGUACAUUUUAGUACUUUAAAAUACCGAAAUAUCAGACGUUACUGUAAAAAUGUAAAAGAAGAUAUGGAAAUACCUACAAAUUCAUUAAAAGAAUAUUAUAGUGCAAAUGAUCAAACUAAUAAUGGUUUUAUAUAUGAUAAUAAACCUUUUAAAUUUACAUGUAUAGCUGGUAAAACAUAUUCUUGGUGUUUAUGUGGUAGAAGUAAUAAACAACCAUUCUGCGAUGGCACUCAUAAGAAUAUACAUCUUAAAAUCAAGCAAAAGCCUAUACGUUUUGCUGUUACAGAAACAAAAGAUUAUUGGCUUUGUAAUUGUAAACAAACAUCAAAUCGACCAUUUUGUGAUGGUACACAUUUAAAAGAGAGUAUUCAAGAAAAGAGAAAAUAG
Molecule: messenger RNA, 420 nt
Organism: Eufriesea mexicana
Lineage: Eukaryota; Metazoa; Arthropoda; Insecta; Hymenoptera; Apidae
Product: CDGSH iron-sulfur domain-containing protein 3, mitochondrial
Exons: 2
Coding region: 1-420 (139 amino acids)
Cellular component (GO): mitochondrion
Molecular function (GO): 2 iron, 2 sulfur cluster binding
Source: RefSeq, a predicted model, not a curated record